This is a messenger RNA of Polypterus senegalus (gray bichir), 1355 nucleotides long. RefSeq names its product G-protein coupled receptor 4-like. Gene Ontology annotation, molecular function: G protein-coupled receptor activity. The transcript is spliced from 2 exons. Gene Ontology annotation, cellular component: membrane. The coding region runs from base 426 to 1352 and encodes 308 amino acids. Lineage: Eukaryota; Metazoa; Chordata; Cladistia; Polypteriformes; Polypteridae. The record is from RefSeq and is a predicted model, not a curated record. Gene Ontology annotation, biological process: G protein-coupled receptor signaling pathway.
ACAGCAUGAGGCUCAUCUGAAAAGGAGUACAACCUUUACAACUAUUGAGGACAGCUGAAGAGAGAGUCACCGACAAAGACAGAAUGACAUUUACUGCGGCUGUCAGAUGUUUGCCUGGUCAGAGGUCUACAGAUGAGAAGAGCAACAGUAAUAUCUGGAGAAGAUAUAAACUGACAGAUGGAGAAUGUGCAAACAAUACACGGACAGUGCAGCUUUUGCUAUAAAAGAGAUGUGAGCACUUGAUCAAUAUAAGCACCACAUGGCAAAGGUAAAGCACGUUUAGAAUUCUCUGUAAUCCUCACCUCUGAAAUCCUUAAACUGCCAUUAAACACCUUAAAGCUCUCUCAGUCUAAUCAAGUUUGGAUCAAGGACAAAGACUGAACAUAAAUAAGAAGACCACCAAUCUUCAGUUCUGAUCACAAAUCAUGAACAACUGUCACAUCGACUUCAGCUCACAAACAGAUCUUCUCCCUGGUCUCUAUGGUGCCAUCUUCUGUGUGGCAUUGCCCACAAACUGUCUGGCACUUUAUGGCCUAUACAAACUGCUUAAAGCAGAGGAUUCUCUUCCGGUGUAUGUGAUCAACCUUCUUUUAACAGAUAUCCUUCAGAUAGUCACGCUGCCUCUGUGGAUUGACUAUUACAAAAAUGGUCAUGUGUGGCGUUUUCAUGAAGUGACUUGUGUCGUUUUUGGUGUGCUGCUGCACAUAAGUCUCUUAGGCAACGUUGGAUUUCUAAGCCUGAUUUCUGUGGAACGUUAUUUAGCUUUUGCUCAUCCUUUAUGGUAUAAGAAUAUCCGGAGGCUGUCUAACACCUGUAUUCUAUGCUUGGCAUUGUGGGUUCUGUUCACAGGAAUCAGUCUUCUUGUCUGGUAUUUUACAACAGGAAAUUCCAAACAACACCUCUGCUUUGAAAGUUAUCCAGCAACAAAUACGUUCUCCAUUAUGUGUCUAAGUAUGUCCGUUUUCUGGUUCCCAUUGCCUCUUGCACUCCUCAUCUUUAUUUACAUUCGCAUUGAGAAGAUCUUAAGAAGUUCACAGUCAGUUCCAGAUGAAAACAAGAAGAAAAUAAAACACCUUCUCAUCACGAUAGUGCUAAUAUUUAUUUUGGUUUAUGGGCCCUUUUGUACCACAGCUUUCAUCAGAUAUGUUGGAUUAUUAAUCGUAUCUGACAAAUGUCAACAUGAGUCAAAAAUGUUUUAUGCUUAUAGAUGUACAUUUGCAUUGCUUAGUGUAACAAGUCUCUUGGAUCCAGUCUUCUACAUAUUAAUCUCCAAAGAUAUUCGUAAAGAGCUGCAGGAACUUUGCCCAUUCAUCUUUAGACGACUGUGGCCAGUGGAUAGCAGUUCAGUUUGAAAG